CCCUUCUUUUCCCUCGCCCUCAUCAUUCCCCACAUCCUGCCACGCCAUGUCGGUCACCACCUCUGAUGCAGACUUCCAGGCCGACCCACGGAUUGCCAACCUGGCGGCCUUCCUCGCAAUCCGCACUGUCUCUGGCGAGGGCCCUGCUGGCUCGUAUGCCGAGGCGGUGGCCUUCCUCUCGGGCAUCUGUGCCGAGCUGGGUCUCACGACAUCCGUAUCUGAGCCUGUUGCCAAUAAGCCGAUUUUGAUUGCCCGUUGGCCGGGAACCGACCCCAACCUCCGGGCAAUCCUCCUCAACAGUCACUAUGACGUGGUGCCUGCCUUCCCGGAAAAGUGGACCGAGACCGGGGGCGAUCCCUUUCGGCCGCUCAUCAAGGAAGGGCGCCUGUAUGGCCGCGGUGCGCAGGACAUGAAGUCCGUGUGCAUUCAGUAUCUCGAGGCCAUUCGAGCCAUUCAGCGGGCCCGCAAAUCGCAGGUGUCUCCCUUUCCCCGGGACGUGGUCUUGACUUUCGUGCCGGACGAGGAGGUCGGCGGUGCCGAGGGCAUGGGAGCCUUUAUGCAGACGCCGGACUUCCGGGCCCUGCGCCUGGCCAUGGCGCUAGAUGAGGGCCUGGCCUCGGAAACCAACAGCUUCGAUGUGUUCUAUGGCGAGCGGGCGGUAUGGUGGCUGACAGUGCGCGCGCGCGACGGCCCCACCGGCCAUGGCAGCCGGUUCGUCAACAACACCGCCACGGAGCGCCUGAUCAACUUCAUCAACAACGCCUUUGCCUUCCGGGCCCAGCAGGAAGAGAAGUUCCAUGCCGGCGGUUGCAAACACUCAGUGGCCGCCGCUCUGGGUGAUGUCCUGACCCUCAACCUGACCAUGCUCAAGUCCGGUGUUCCCGGGCCGGCGCCAAUGGGUGGCUACGCCCUCAAUGUCAUCCCCAUGGAGGCCGAAGCCGGCUUUGAUGUGCGCAUCCCCCCGGCCAUCCCCAUGGCCGAGGUCGAGGCACUGCUCCAGCGCUGGACCGAGAUGGAGCGCUACGCCGAGCGAGCCGACUCGCCGACUUUCGAAUUCAACUUCCACGUCAAAACCCCGGAGCACUAUGUGAGCCAGGCCUCCGAGGACAAUGUCUGGUGGCGAACCUUGCGCCAGAGCGUCGAGGUGGACCAUGGGGUGCCCUUGGCGCCGGCGGUCUUCCCGGCGGCCACCGAUGGCCGGUACCUCCGGUCGCUGGGUCUGGACGUUUUCGGCUUCUCGCCCAUUCGCAACACCCCGGUCCGGCUGCACGACCACAAUGAGUUUGUCUUCUGCCAGGGGUUCCUCGAGGGAGUAGCCUGCUAUGAGGGGGUGAUUGCUGCCCUGGCACCGGUUCCGGCCAAUGAGCGCGACACUCACCAGGACAAUGCCCCCUCGACUGCCUGACGGUGUGAGCAGACGGGGACCCCCUCAACGGGCCUGGGGCAAGCUGAUGCACAUACCAUUCCCAAUGUGAUCGCCGGCGUUAAGUCUUCUUUCUUCUCCUCUUCUUCUUCUUCCCUUUCCCGGUCCACACAGGGGAGCAGCUGCACUUGGUGUCGAGAAUCUAUUUGUGAGAGGGGGUGACAUGCACACAGGGGGAGAGAGGAGGAGAUGGGAAAGGAGGAGAUGGGCUGCGGGCACGGCGCUCGCGAGGGAGGAAGGAAGCCGGGGAGGGGAUGUCCCCAGCCCGAGAGACGAGCGCCGACACGCGGCCUGCCGGCCCCCCCCCCCCUGCCCUUGUGGAGAAGAGCCAACAGAGGAGAGGGAGGCGCGGAAUCCGGCCUCCAGGAGAGAUCGGUCGCCAGGUUGGCAUGUGCAUUUAGGAGGCCUCAGACACGUCGGCAUCCCCGGCACCAGUCUCGCCGUUGGAGUUGGUGAUCAGCUGGUUCAGCUCAAGCUUCACGCGCAUGGCCUUCUCCCGGAGGACCUUGAUGGAUUCCUGGACGAGGACAGCCGAGGGCAGCAUACCGACAGACUCCACCGAGACUGCGGGGAGGAGUGCAUUGGUGUGCACAACCACCCGGCCCCCAAUGGAAGAGAGGGCGACAAGGCCAGAGAACCGUGACGGAGUCAGCGAUGGCCGGGAUUCCGGGCGAAAUGAAAAGGACAUCAUCGAAAGCAAAGACGGAUCAAAGGAAUGGAGGGCGGGAGGCCGAAAGGCCGGUGACUGGCGCACAAAUAAAGUGGUCCCGCACGCGC
Fonticula alba is the source of this 2200-nucleotide messenger RNA. RefSeq lists its product as hypothetical. Gene Ontology annotation, molecular function: aminoacylase activity. Bases 47 to 1405 code for a protein of 452 amino acids. NCBI's taxonomy places the organism in Eukaryota, Rotosphaerida, Fonticulaceae. Gene Ontology annotation, cellular component: cytoplasm. Gene Ontology annotation, biological process: amino acid metabolic process. The record is from RefSeq and is a predicted model, not a curated record. The transcript has 6 exons.